Messenger RNA from Gossypium raimondii (Peruvian cotton), 2665 nucleotides. RefSeq names its product zinc finger CCCH domain-containing protein 55. The coding region runs from base 299 to 2191 and encodes 630 amino acids. Gene Ontology annotation, molecular function: RNA binding; metal ion binding. NCBI's taxonomy places the organism in Eukaryota, Viridiplantae, Streptophyta, Magnoliopsida, Malvales, Malvaceae. The record is from RefSeq and is a predicted model, not a curated record. The transcript has 9 exons.
CUAAACAGCCAAUUUUUAGUUUCCCGUAUCCCACUCCCAAUCACUCUCUCUCUCUCUCUGAUUUUCAUUUUUAUUUAUCUUUUUGGAAAAGAAAAAAACAAACAUCGAAAAGCCAACCCCUCCCCCUCUCCUCUCUCCCCCACCUCUAAACGCCACUUCCUUUUCACUCUCUUUCUUCCUUUCCCUGCUGUCUCCUCUCCCACUGAACCCAACCACAUCAAUUUAAAACCAAAACACACACACCCAAACUCCACAGUGUCUCUCUAACACUAAGUAACGCAAAACCUGAAAAACCUCCAUGGAUCUUUACGACACGACCAACGUUUUGUUCACCAAAAUCAAAGUUUUAGACCCUGAAAAUGCUUCUAAAAUCAUGGGUUACAUCCUUAUCCAGGACUUGGCUGACAGGGAUUUGUUGCGUUUAGCCUAUGGCCCUGACUCCCUUCUUCACUCCCUUGUGCUCAAGGCUAAAGCUUACUUAGGUCUUUCCUCAAACACUUUCUCUGCUCCUUCUCUGAACCCGAUCUCCAGACCCAACAGCUCCAACUCCAACAAUUCUCAAAACCCACUUCCUCCAUCAUCUCCUACCCUCAUUCCCCGAAAUGGCUUCUUAGAAUUUUCAAAGAAAGCACCUUCUUGGUGUCCUGCUAGCAGCCCCAAGUCAAGUCCUUUUCUUUCUUAUGAAAGUAUCCGCUCAGGGUCUCUCUCAGUUCCUCAAAGGUCUGGGGAUAGCAACACUGAUUUUAUUGACGAGACUCAAAUGAGUGAUUACUUUUCUUUCUUGAACGAUUCUUCCUCUUCUAAGAACGAGGACUUUGUUGGUCAUAGAAGGAGCUUUUCUGCAAGUGAUGCAUGUUUUGGGACUGCUGAAGAAGCUGGUGGAUUUGGUGGUUUUAUGGGUGGUUAUAAGCCUUGUCUUUAUUUUGCUAGAGGGUUUUGUAAGAAUGGUGAUAAUUGUAAGUUUUCACAUGGUCUUGGUGGUUUAACUGAUAAUGUUGACGUUAAUGGUGCUGUUGUUGGUUCACCUAGUAAAAUGGACUUCCUUUAUCAUCAACAUGAGGAAAUUAUGAGAAUGAGGGCUGCUGCUGCUCAUCAAAGACUGGCUGCUGCUCAGUUGAUGGGUGGUGCUUCUUCUCCCUUGCCUUACGAAAAAAACAUGAAUGUUCUUCUGCAACACCAAACUGAUGCUCAGAGAGCUGCUGCAUUGAUGUAUGGUGAAGAAACUUGCAAGUUUUCCCAGGGCCGAGCUGAGAGGAAUGAUUAUUUCGCAAUGGGAUUGGAAGAGAAGGCUAACUCAGCUUCUAAACAGAUUUACCUUACUUUUCCAGCUGAUAGUACCUUUAAGGAUGAAGAUGUUUCAAACUACUUCAGCAUGUUUGGACCAGUGCAAGAUGUGAGGAUCCCAUACCAGCAGAAGCGAAUGUUUGGUUUUGUUACUUUCGUCCAUCCGGAGACUGUGAAGCUCAUUUUGUCCAGAGGAAAUCCCCAUUUCAUUUGUGAUUCGCGUGUGCUUGUUAAGCCCUACAAGGAAAAAGGAAAAGUUUCUGAUAAGAGGCAACAUCUGCAACAGCAAUUUGAGAGGGGUAACUUCUCUCCAUGUUCAAGCCCUUCAGGGCUUGAUUCUAGAGAGUCGUAUGACCUUCAUGUUGGGACAAAGAUGUUCUACAAUGCUCAGGAGAUGAUGUUGAGAAGAGAACUGGAAGAGCAAGCUGAUCUCCAGCAAGCCAUUGAAUUGCAAAGGAGAAGAUUCAUGAACUUGCAACUUCCAGACUUUAAGAAUGAUGGUAUUCAUCAUCACCACUGCAGCCUGUCAGUCGGUGCUUCUGUUCCCUCGUCCGACAGCAUGAAACAAGAAGUCUCGGAAGUCGGUGGUGAUAAUACAGCUGUUGCUGUUCCGUUGAUCAUGAAUGCUGCUGAGCUGGAAGAAGUGAAGUCAGCAUGUGUUCAGAAAGCCAGGGUUGGAAAGAGCCAAGAGUCUUCCAGCCCCAAAGGAUGUCAUGAGAGCAGUGUAGAGCAUGCACUUCCUGAUAGCCCUUUUGCUUCCCCUAAGAAACCUACUGAAAAUAACCUCCCUGAGCGUCCAGCUUUGGUGGAAUCAAAUGAAAGUUCUGCUUUAUGUGCUGCUGCUUCAUCCUCUGAAAAUGAUCCAUUACCGCCCAUCACUUCCACUAGCAAAAUGGCCUCUGUUUAAUAUAUCCUCUUUGUAAUGCCAAGGUUUUAUCAUGGGCAUUGAAAGCAAAUGUAGGAAAUAAAGAAAAGUAGAGAAGCAUAUACUAGAAGAAUCCCUUAGAUGUGUAUAGUCAGAUUCAUAUACUGAAGAGUAGAUCCUAGAGAAUAUCUCCACAAUAUCAUCAUCUUCUUCAAUACAAUACCACUAACAGUGAAUGCAUAUUGGACGCCUAAUGGCAGAAGAACCGAGUUUCGAGCGUAGGGCUUUUCUCUUUUCUCCUUUCGAUAAUCUUUUCUAGGUAUGUAUUCCAACAGACAAAAUCAGAAAAAACCAAAGGUAGUUAACUUACUGUAUUAUCACUCUAUGCCAUCUUCUUUCACCUUAUCUGAUUUAAAAAAAACAUUAUCUAAAGCUGAAGCAUAUGAGCAGAGACAUUGAUGCCUGAAAUGUGUAACAUUUAAUUUAAAGUAGCACUUGUUUUGGAGGUUAGUGAAA